GAGACAAGGGGCCGAAGGCGCGCAGGGCCCGAGGCCGAGAGGGCUCUGAAGGCCAUCAGGCUCCUCCGCUCCCGCCCCGCUGAUGCCCGAGGGAGCCGAGCCAUGAAGGGGCAGCAAAAAGCAGCAGAGACUGAGGAGGGGACGGUGCAGAUCCAGGAAGGCUCGGUGGCCACCGGCGAGGACCCCACGAGCGUGGCCAUCGCCAGCAUCCAAUCAGCUGCCACCUUCCCUGACCCCGGUGUCAAGUAUGUGUUCAGGACUGAGGGUGGCGGCACGCAGGUGAUGUACCGGGUGAUCCAGGUGGCUGACGGGCAGCUGGACGCGCAGACCGAGGGCACCAGCGCCAUCAGCGGUUACCCAGCCACGCAGUCCAUGACACAGGCGGUGAUCCAGGGCGCGUUCACCAGCGAGGACGCGGUGGAGACGGAGGCGGCUCCCACCGAGACUCACUACACCUACUUCCCUGCCGCGGGCGUGGCCGACGGCGCCGCCGCCACCGCGGCCACCGCGGCCACCGCCGUGGUCACCACCCAGAGCUCCGAGGCGCUGCUGGGCCAGCCCACGCCCACAGGGCAGUUUUUCGUGAUGAUGUCACCACAGGAAGUGCUCCCAGGGGGGGCCCAGCGCUCCAUCGCCCCCCGCGCCCACCCCUACUCCCCGAAGUCGGAGGCUCCCCGAGCCACGCGGGACGAAAAGCGCCGGGCACAGCACAACGAAGUGGAGCGCCGGCGCCGGGACAAGAUCAACAACUGGAUCGUGCAGCUGUCCAAGAUCAUCCCUGACUGCUCCAUGGAAAACACCAAAUCCGGACAGAGCAAGGGCGGGAUCCUGUCCAAGGCCUGCGAUUACAUCCAGGAGCUGCGGCAGAGCAACCUGCGGCUGAGCGAGGAGCUGCAGGGCCUGGACCAGCUGCAGAUGGACAACGAGGUCCUGCGCCAGCAGGUGGAGGAGCUGAAGAACAAGAACCUGCUGCUGCGGGCGCAGCUUCGCCAGCACGGGCUGGAGAUCGUCAUCAAAAACGACACCCACUGACCCCCCAAAAGCCCCCCCGGGACCCCAAAAACACCCAAACCCCACCCCCCCGCCGCACCCCAAAAAAACCCCAAAUCCACCUUCCUCACCCCCAAACCCCCCACGCAAUCCCAAAACUCCACCCCCCCCCUCCCCAAUCCCAUGCUCGGUUCUUCCCCUCCCCCCCUCCCCCCCAAAUCAUGACCGUGUGACCCCUCCCCCACCCCAUCACCCCUCCCCACGUGGUCUCGGGGGUGCUCCGAGACCCCCCACCCCCCACACUCCCAAAAUUCCCCAAAUCCCCCCCAAAUCCCUUCAAACGUUGCCCCCCCAAAAUUCGCCUCCCACCCCCCACGCUCUCAGCCCGCUGGACGUCGGCCCCGCCCCUCCCCCACCCCCCUACCCUAAAAUUUUGGGACACCCCUCCCCCCCCAUCCCAUCACCAAUGUUACCCCUCCCCCCAAAAAAGGGGAUUUGGGGUCUCCCCUCCCCCCGCGUCCCCCUUGGGGGGGGGUUUUGGGGUUUGGGGGAGGGGAUUUUGGGAGGGGUUUGGGUUGUUGGGACCCCUCCUCACACCCCUCCCCCACCCCCAUUUUGCCCCUUCCCCCCCCCCCCCCCCCCUCCCCUUUUACC
Molecule: messenger RNA, 1644 nt
Organism: Cinclus cinclus
Lineage: Eukaryota; Metazoa; Chordata; Aves; Passeriformes; Cinclidae
Gene: USF1
Product: upstream transcription factor 1
Exons: 11
Coding region: 103-1032 (309 amino acids)
Biological process (GO): regulation of transcription by RNA polymerase II
Molecular function (GO): RNA polymerase II cis-regulatory region sequence-specific DNA binding; protein dimerization activity; DNA-binding transcription factor activity, RNA polymerase II-specific
Source: RefSeq, a predicted model, not a curated record